AUUUGUUCAUUUCUUCACUCAAAACACUUCCGUUUACACAAUUCACAUGAAACAAAGUUGCCUUGCCGGUGAAGACACGCCACCCUAAAUACCACCCCAUACUCUCUCUAACUUGCAAUCUUCACCAUCUCCAGCUCAAUUCUCCUGUCAUUUUUCCAAAAAAAACUCCCAAUAAUAACCAAAAACACACCACAAAAUGCCAUUUCUAUUUCCUCUUCAUCAUCCGCCACCUCCGCCACCGUCUCGCCGAUCACAAACCUUCCAAAAAUGCCACGUAACAGUUUAGUAAUCACCACAAAGAUUCACAUAAUGGCAUUAGACGGAAUAGUAAACGUCAAUUCUUUAUUCACUUUAGGUCUAUUUCUUGGCCUUGCUUACCCCGCUCCUGAUCCGGCCACCACCCUGAUCGGCGAUCCUUCGUGUUUCGCUAGUUCCGCCGUGGCCGAAGACUUGGUAACUUUCCACGUGUAUUCUUUUAGCGCUUUUCUGUUCUCUAGUCUCGUUGCCUUGGCUAUCAAGCAAGCUAUAAAGAUUGAAGAUAAGGAUGAUGAUUUUGUGGUGACGGAGGCGGAGUUGGGCGGCGGUGGCUUGGUGCAUGUGAACAUGGUGGCGCUGAGAGUAGGGACUUUGGUUUCUGGAUUUGGUUCGGUUCUUGGAUGUGGGUUUUUGAUGAUGGCUUUGGUUCAACUGGUUCAGAUGAAAUUAGGGGUUUUGAGUUGUGGAAGUUUUUAUACUUUUGCUGCUAUUGGUCCUUUGGUUACAUUAGUUCCUUUGGCUUUACUCAUUUAUGUUUUUCUUAUGCUUUAUUCCUUUAUUCGUUAAAUUUUUAUUGGUAAAUAAAUCAUCAUAAGGGUUAAAUAUGGGUUAUAUUGUUUUUUACAA
Molecule: messenger RNA, 882 nt
Organism: Mercurialis annua (annual mercury)
Lineage: Eukaryota; Viridiplantae; Streptophyta; Magnoliopsida; Malpighiales; Euphorbiaceae
Exons: 1
Coding region: 268-822 (184 amino acids)
Source: RefSeq, a predicted model, not a curated record